UAUAUUUAAGCGAAAACCUAAAGGAAAAAAAAGCUCUUCAACAUCAGCACCGUACUCUAGCACUAAGCGUAAACAAAAGCGCGCUUCGGGCACUAUAGAGAAGUCGGAAAUUCACAAGAAUGAUCUCGAAGCAUUGUUUGUCCGGUUUGCCACUUCCGAGGCACGUAAUCCAUAUAUCCACAUUCCAUAA
Ambispora leptoticha is the source of this 190-nucleotide messenger RNA. The record is from the annotation of a GenBank genome assembly. NCBI's taxonomy places the organism in Eukaryota, Fungi, Glomeromycota, Glomeromycetes, Archaeosporales, Ambisporaceae.